Molecule: messenger RNA, 966 nt
Organism: Geodia barretti
Lineage: Eukaryota; Metazoa; Porifera; Demospongiae; Tetractinellida; Geodiidae
Source: the annotation of a GenBank genome assembly
AUGGAAAAAGUCAAUAUUGCGCUAAUCGGCGCGGGUGGGAUGGCAAACGGUGUCCAUUAUCCGUCGCUCAGAGAGUGUGAAGAUGUGAAUCUUGUUGGAUUGUGUGAUAUGGUCCCAUCAAAGCUUCAGGCAACAGCGGAACGCUUUGAGAUUGAGGAAACGUUCACUGACUAUAAACAGAUGCUUGAAAAGACGAGUCCCGAUGCGGUGUAUAUCCUAAUGCCGCCGCAACAUCUAUUUCCGCUCGCCAUCCACUGUCUCUCGCAGCAGCACCACGUUUUUAUUGAGAAACCUCCCGGUGUUACACUUCAUCAAACCAAGGAAAUGGCACGCGCUGCAGAGAAAAACAACUGUAAGUCAAUGGUAGGUUUCAACCGUCGCUUUAUCCCACUCUUGCGAAAGGUCAAAACAAUAGUCGAAAAGCAAGGUCCGAUCAUUCAGUGCAUGUCAACCUUCCACAAAAACACACCCGACGCACACUAUUACGACGGUGUGAUAGACGUUUUAACAUGUGAUGCGAUUCACGCCGUGGACGCACUCCGAUGGCUUGGCGGUGGUGAAGUGAAAGCCGUCGCGAGCGACAUCAAUAGUUUCUACUCCGAGCGCGAAAACAGUUUCAACGCACUUGUUAAAUUUACCAGCGGUGCCUCAGGUUAUCUUUGUACCAACUGGUCAGUUGGAGGGCGUAUCCAUACAUUUGAGAUGCAUGCGCGUGAGAUUUCCGCCUAUAUCAACCCCGACGCGGGUGGACGUGCCAUCCUUCAUACACCCAAAGGCACAACUGAAAUCACCCCUGAAGAAGCCGCUGGAUCUGACGCUUCACACAGAGCUUACGGAUUUUAUGGAGAGAGCAGACAUUUUGUCGACUGUAUUCAGCAGAACCAGCAACCGUUAACCUGCUUCGCGGACGCAGUCAAGACGAUGGAACUCGUGACGGCUAUCUAUCAAAAUCGGAUAGAUGCUUGA